Molecule: messenger RNA, 1125 nt
Organism: Neohortaea acidophila
Lineage: Eukaryota; Fungi; Ascomycota; Dothideomycetes; Mycosphaerellales; Teratosphaeriaceae
Exons: 3
Coding region: 263-1039 (258 amino acids)
Molecular function (GO): protein binding
Source: RefSeq, a predicted model, not a curated record
UACGCACAACUCGGUUUGCUUCACUAGCUGAUACGACUCUGAGUAUUUUGCAGAGUAUCAAAGUCUGUUUAUGUUGCAGUGGCUGUUUGUUAUUUCCAGGCGGUGACUGAAACCAGGCAACGGCACGUGGGUGCCAAGACGGGCGUCGGUGUGACACGACCGCGCUUCACAGCCUUGUCUGCCUGGCUUCCUCCCCGCUACCUGCCGCCCAACUUCCUUCGCUUUGUUAGCAAACUCGUGCGGACUUCCACCCAGGUCCAACAUGGCGACUCCCAAAAGGCGCCGAAGCGAGCAAGAAGAUGUCACCACCCCCGCAAACGACAAUGAGAACGUCAACAACUCUCCAGCCAGCGAGAGAGCGCUUCGCAUACCUGAGCUUCUGGAGAUGAUCCUGUUGCAACUGCCGAUGAAAGACCUCCUCCUUGCUCAACGUGUCAGCAAACGCUGGCAACACUCCAUCCAAUCCUCCAUCAACCUUCGCAGGGCCCUCUUUGUGGACCCGGUGGCGUGUAGUCCUGUGAGCUAUCUCGAUUGGCGCCUAGACGACAAAGAUUGCUACCGCCACAAGAAACUUAACCUCGGAGAGCACCUCCGCGGUCCAGAUCGUAAUGACAAACCCAAGAUCUAUCCGACGCACUGGGGCAAGACAAGCGAUGACGCCGGCAAGUACAACGUCUUCGUCAACCCGCUGCUAGCCAAGCUCUACCCCGUGCUGGCGGCGGACGGGCUGUACUGGAGCGAGACGUUGGAAGAUUUGCCAGCCGCUGCUCAGCACGAAGAGGCUUCCUGGAAAAAGAUGUACAUUACUCAACCGCCGGUGAACUGCAUGACGAUGGAACGGGACUCUGCAGUCGACGACUCUACCGAUGCUGACUGGACGAUCAAGCAGCUGCAGUACACUGAAGGACUUGACAUGGACGACGUCUGGAUAUGGCUGACGCACCGGGCUCAAACGGUGUGGAUCGAAGGGAGGCACUUGUGGAAGGAGUACACUGGGUCUCGCGAUCUCUCGCGGGUCGAGCAGAGAGGUGGAAGGUGAUUGUUGCCUGCUACCAAUGACGUUACGAAAGGUACGAGCGAGUUGAAAGGUGAAGAGUGCGAGAAGGGAUUUAGAGCAGGCGACAG